Molecule: messenger RNA, 4534 nt
Organism: Schistosoma spindalis
Lineage: Eukaryota; Metazoa; Platyhelminthes; Trematoda; Strigeidida; Schistosomatidae
Source: the annotation of a GenBank genome assembly
CUUGAAUUUGUUUUGUUCGUCUCAACUGUGAGGGUAUAUGAUGGGUUGCGUGGCUGGCGUUCAUGUAGUUGUAGGCUAUAAAUACACUUCUUUCAGUCUUGAAGGGUAUACCCAAUCCUGCUGUUAUGUGUUAUGCUAAUGAGUUGGACUUGAUCUCCAAUAACAUCCUAUUUGAUAACUGGGUGACGAUGAACUGUUGUCGCGUGAUUGUACACGGCCGAUACUGUUGUUAAGCUCCGAAGAUCUACAACGUGAUCACGUUUGACUGGACUGGCGACAGUGAAGUGUUUCUGCACAAGAGACUGGGUGAGUUCUUAUGUGUGAUGAGUUACACAGACCUGUAUUGAAUACAUUAUAUGUAAGAAAAACGCCAUCUGAAGAUUUUAGCUUAACUAUUGCUGACUUUCUAUGUUUUCAGAUCGUAUAUGUAAUAUCUGGCUUGCCUGGCGACUCAGUUGUUUUCACGUCGAGGCUUGUUUGGUUUGUCAGCAUAUGCAUUUGUUUUAGCGCCAUCUGUAUAUGCUUAAAUGGAGUUUGAAUAAAUCCCUGUUAACUGAAUUGCUCUUAGCUUAUUUGCUACAAAAGCUCAGGUUACCAUCAUGUCCGUCAAGUUAAAUAACGCUGGACUCCGACCGUUUCCAACUAAGAUACUUCGAGGGGACUCAUUUCGUCAGGUUCUUAUCAGCUGCUUGCAAAGUGGUUACAGUUAUUAAUAUAUAGAUAUGGUUGUUAGCGGGAAAUGUAAGUAUCAUGAUGUACAGAUUAUCACGAUCGAGUUAAGCCUACUAAAAAUCUCAGUUUCCAGGACGUAGAUGCUGGAACCAGUAGUUUUGACGUUAUCUAAGUGCUUUAAGCGGUUCGAUAUUCACAUCACGAAAUUUGGUGAGGAUUGCAUCUUUAAUUUCAUGUUAUGAUGCUAGACGCAAUUAGCUUCGUUCUUAAUGUACUUGUCGAUAUCACUUGAGUUUUGUUUUCGGUGCCGCAGAUAUUGACUUCUUAGUAUUUCGAUGUAUGUAAACAGCACUUGUCAAGUGCUUGGGUAUCGUCAUGGCCUCAUAACGGUGGGUCUCAGUACGACGUUGUGACUCAACUACCACUUUUCGACCAGCUUGUUAUCUGCAGAUUCUCAGUUUCGCUUAUUAGCCCAAGAAAUGUACAAUUGGAGGUUAACCGAAAGCGGUUAGGAAUCUCAGAUCACGUAUGUUACUCUCUAUUCGCAUUCAACUGGUAUGUUUUAAGCGGAUACUGUAUUUUAACACUACCCUAUGAGAUGAUGUGACUACCCACAAACGUAAUUCAGGUCGAUUCACUUUAGUUGGAUGUUAAGUAUUUUAUUAAAUCCUCGUUCAAUUAAGAUUCCUCAGUCGCGUAUAUGUGUCCUACCGUUCCUAAGUCUAUUUAAUUAGUAGGUAUCGUGUUUGUCGAAAUUCUUCUCUUUGCUAACUAGUUGACAAAGAGUAAUUAUUCCGGAGUAAUAAUUUCAUUGCCCAUAUGUAACGUAAUUAGUCAUGAGUGACUAUUUAAACUGAGAGUAUGCUGUUCUAUUUCAUACUGUUAAAUAGGGAACUAUUCUAGUUGAACGUGUCCACAGAGGCAACAUGUUAUUUAUUGGUACAGGAAAUAUGGGUGUAAGAACAAGUCCACUAUAGAAAUAUCGCUGACAAUCAUAAUUUCAUUGUAGCUAAAAUCUCGAUAACGUAAACAACUGCACCAAUCUUCGUUCUUGCUCUUCUUAAGAUUGUAAAAGGAGCGAUGUGUAUGAAAGUAAACAAAGAUGAGAUCCGAAACCAAGCAUUUCGGGUUUUUUCAGUAGUGCAUAACUCGACAACAUUUGCUGCACAAUAUCUGCGUCAAGUAGUCUGAUGAACAUUGUGCUGUAAUCGGUAUACAUUGCACUGUUGUAUCAGAUUGAAUUCACAGAUUGCAGCUUUCCACAUAGACUAUCUAUCAACCUGGAAAUGAUGAUUAAUCACUUAACGCGUUAUAUCAUAUUAGUAUCUACUAAGAAAGCAAGUUGUGUUUUGGGAGAUGCCUAUAAAUGAAAAGUAUUCGGCUAGUAAAGUUAGUAGGUGUUUCGGAAGCCAUAAACAUACUAUACGUUGAGAGUCACGAGGUAUACACACUGGGAUAUGUAGAGUUAUUCUCAAAGAGAACAUGAUUAACUUGCACAACAGCCAGUCCUAUAAGCAUGUGUAGAUCAACCGAAAGUUAAUCACAAUGAGAUAUAUGGGAGCUGCUGUAAGCUAAGAUCUGAAUGAUUUAUUCUCCAUGUCCCGGAAUUGUCCGCACCUCAGCAUUCCGAAUAAAGUUUUGAAAACCCAAUGUAACCCAUUAGUUCUGAUAUGCUAAAAUUAAGACAGCAAAAUAAAAAUAAGUAGACACCCAAAAGUGUUGCACACUGUGUCAAGUUGUUUCUUACUGCUGGAAUUAUACUUAAUCGGUCAGUUUUCGUCUUCAAAAUCCAUUUUAUAUGGAUUUUUUCCGAGGAUAUUAAUUCCCCGAAAAUUCUCCAUCGAAAAGUUUAACUUUCACAAUAAUUUCAUUUAAAAGAUCUGGCUUUACUAGAUGAUAUUUAUUGACCGGUAAACUGUCGUAUUCUAGCCUACUCUUUAUAUCAUUAAGUAUACUUGCAAUGACGAUCAACAAUGAUGUCACCACGUACCACAAAAACCCACCAUCUGAUAUUCUCUUUCAAUAGAUACAUAGGCAAGUACUAAAAGAACUAUAGGUACAGUUAGUAAGCAGAAUUAUAUGCGGUACAAGAUAUGGGAUGUCCAUUUCAUACAUACAUUGUAGCAUUAAUACAAGUUUGCUAGAUCCUUUUUAUUCUCCAUAGAAUUCUGCAGUGAGAUAUAGUACGCUACUUUACAAGAAAUACUUAUUGAUCAAAAUCCCUUGGUUGUACCGUACUGGAAAUUUAUUCUUAUAUCAAACAAAAUAUACAGAGAUCCCUGUUAUAGUCAUCAACUGUCCGAUAGUAAGAAUAAUGAUGAAUAUUUACCUCACAACUUUUGCAGUACUUAUGUCAAGUUUUUUGUUAUCACAUUUGUGGUUUCUAAACAGAAACAUGAACCAUACAGAGAGAGCGGUAUUUAUUUUAUUUAACACAUAGGUAUUGGUACAAGGAGGCACCAAGUACAUAUGUGCCACACGAAUCUCAAUUGAUUUGUGUGAGGGCUGUGAUACUGCUCGAAUGCCCAAACCGAAGCAGGUGGUUUUCAUAGGGGGCCACACCCCGAGCCUUUGACCUGAACGUCUGAUCCACAAGGCAGUGGAGCAUCGUGAGGAGAUGCAGUCCCAUGGUAGCCGGUGACCAACGAUUGGUUCAUACGCCAUUUGUUCCUUCAGGAUACUGGAGCCAGCCCAUGUGACCAUUGGUUUGGGAUGCGGUUAAAGCGCCGGACAUUCGCUUUUCGUCCUCUCAUUUUCGUAAACAACACCCCCGCCACGUGAAGGCAGUGAGUAGGACUUCCCUGGCAGGGGCUAUGUACGCGUGGCCAUGUGAGAGCAUUUCGAGAGGGAGAGCGGACUCUCCCCACUCUCGGCCGUACCAGGGCAUUUGGGGGCUGAGAGAGCGGUAAUUGGAUAUUUGUAAGUGCUAUUCGAAACAACUUGCUUAAUACUUUACUUUUGUACUCUAUAGUAUGAUAAAAUAUACACUUAGCCAUGUUGGUAGUUUUGGGAGUUCAUUAUCUUUCGUUUAUUUAUUAGGACGUGCGACAACUUUUAUCUUACUCAAUUGUUUUAGCAAAGUCGUUUCGAAUGCCAUAACUAUGAUGUCAGUGCUAAAUUGAAACAGACGAAUUGUCCAGAUACUUAGAUAUGGUGUCAUAUUCUGUAUCUUUGUGAUCGACAACCGAAGGCAGAUGAAUUAAGUAAAGGUUAGAAUAAAAGUAUUCCUGAAUGUAUAUUCACGUGAUUGCAUAAAUUAUCAUUUAUAGUAGUGAUAAACGAUCAACGUUCGAUUGGAUUUAAUGGAUACAACCGAGCCAGGUUAAAAGUAGAAUUGCAUUAACACCUUCUUGUAAUUGAAUUGAUAAUGACACUGGCUCUUAGAAUCACCAGGACUUGUAUUAGAAUGCAAAUAACACUAGCAAUAGAAAAUCCAGCAAUUGUACUAAAUUAAAAAAAUCUAAGACUGCAUUUGUCCGGUUUAAUCGAAAUGAAUAAAAACUGUCCAGAGUAUCAUUUAUCCAGCACGUCUCAAUUAGUUACACAUCAACACGUGAAUGUUAUAUGACUAACUAAUAAAUUGAUAGACAGGUAACCAGACAAAAAAAGUGAUGGAAAGAUUCACAUAAAAGGUACUUGCGUUAAUCACACAACUGAGCACAAGUUAACCAAUAUGAUUGAAUUAAUCCAUUAAACGAUUACAUGCUCAGUUAGAUGUUGUAUUUCAAAAUGGACAUACAAUUAUGUCCAUAUGAAAUACCAUAGAUGGCUGAGGACAUUACCCAAUCUGUCCAACCAGUGUAGGUGGAGCGCUCAUUGAACCUGUUAAUUAGUGGUUGAAAGCCUUGACUACCAAGCCAAC